Molecule: messenger RNA, 802 nt
Organism: Sinocyclocheilus rhinocerous
Lineage: Eukaryota; Metazoa; Chordata; Actinopteri; Cypriniformes; Cyprinidae
Gene: gmnn
Product: geminin DNA replication inhibitor
Exons: 7
Coding region: 101-799 (232 amino acids)
Biological process (GO): negative regulation of DNA replication; negative regulation of cell cycle
Cellular component (GO): nucleus
Source: RefSeq, a predicted model, not a curated record
GCAGUACUUAAGCCAUCGGCGCGCUCUUCACACCCAAGCUGGUGUGUUUUAGUGGGUUGUAAAGAGCAGUCUGUGUUUAUCGUGCAAUUUUCGUGAAAACAUGAGCUCCAUCAGAAGACCCAAGCAUGCAGAGAAUCCCUCUGUAAACAUCAAGAAGUUCCUUGUAGUACCAACAUCUGGAGCAGGAUCAGGGAGGAGGACGCUGCAGGUCCUUCAGCCGUCUGCUGUCAAUAAGAACCUUGGGCGUAUCAUUGAGAAUGGCAAAGCGGUUCCAAAGAGAAAGAUGUGGAGUGCUGAGCAGGCGAAGGGCUCAAAGAGGGUCAAAGCAGAGGUGGCUGUAAAAUCCACAAGUCCAGAGGAUGAAAACCAGCCUGAGGGGGUCACUCAAGAGGCCUAUGAGCUCAUGAUCAAAGAAACUCCUGGGUCCUCCUACUGGAAGGAGGUAGCAGAAGAGAGGCGGAAAGCCCUGUUCAGUGUUCUCCAAGAGAAUGAAAAGUUGCACAAAGACAUUGACGCCAAAGAUGAACUGAUUGCUCAGCUGAAGAGUGAAAAUGAGGAGUUACAGGAGCUGGCACAGCAUGUACAACACAUGGCUGAUAUGAUAGAAAGAUUAACCGGCAAGAGUCCAGACAGUCUAGAGGAGCUGCGUGAAAUAGCCUUUGAUUCUGAAGACGAGGAAGAACAACAGGAAGAAUAUCCGGAGGAACAACAUGGAGAUGGGAGUGAAGCUGAUGAGAGCCAGGACCGUGUUGAACUGAGCACAGAACAGUCACAUGACCAUAACGUGCCACAAGGAUAAAAC